AUGUCCACCAGUAACUCGAGUUGGAUAUGGAGCGAGCCAUACCAGGAUUACUACUUUGUCACGUACGACAAUUAUAGGCGCCCUGUGUACCACUGGUACAAACAGACACAGACGAUGGGCACACAACUGUCAGCUCCCGCUCCAGAUAUGCGUCCCAGGAACGACUCGUUCUACCAGCAAGAUUAUAGUUCAAAUGUAGCACAGAUGCCCGAACCUGCGCCACAAGAUGCCCGUGCAAUGCAAGGCUUCAUCUCAGGCACGCCACAUACCGGAUGGUGCGAUCUUCUGGACUCAACUUAUCAAAUGCGGACGGGAUCCGAGGCUCAGUCAUUCUUCAUAGUGGGCAAAGUUUUUGCAAUGCUUUACUCUGAGACUGCAAGCGAAACCUCUGCACAACGACCAAAUGAUGACGCAUACACUGUAGUUCGAUUUAACGAAAGAGCGCACACCAACAUCCGCCGUUUCGUCGUGGUCGAAGUCAGGCGGGGUUUCGUGUAUGCCUGCGGUAUUGGUACUUACUCUGGUCGUGGAGCUCUAAAGGAAGGUUGCAUCCCAUCAGAACAUGCGAUUGUCUACCUUUCCGGAACUGAUCCAGCGUCCUGUUACCUCCCUGGCGAGUACGAAAGUGGGAUGAUUAAGGAGCCUAUAGAGAUCGAACCGCUUGACUCUUCAAUCCGGAUACGACGGGAGUCACGCAUACGAUUCGGCAAAACGUAUCCGAUUGAGAAGAAUGUCAAAGUCAAAGACAUUGGCCGGGUCCACCCAAGCCACAAGAGCAAACUUCUACAGUACUGGACUGAUGAAGACGAAGCAGAAGUGGACCAAUAA
Molecule: messenger RNA, 828 nt
Organism: Alternaria atra
Lineage: Eukaryota; Fungi; Ascomycota; Dothideomycetes; Pleosporales; Pleosporaceae
Exons: 5
Coding region: 1-828 (275 amino acids)
Source: RefSeq, a predicted model, not a curated record